GAAAGUGAAAGUUUGUCUGAGCGUCAGCAGGCCUGCAGUCAAGUCGAGUUUCUUUGUUUCUCUCUGAAAGAAAACUUCAACUGAAUCCAACAAAAAAGCAGAAUCUCUGCCAAACGCUGUAUGAAGACAUGUCUGCUGCCAGCUGUCUGCUGACUGAAGAUCAGUUUCUGUGCUCCAUCUGUCUGGAUGUCUUCACUGAUCCUGUCACCACACCAUGUGGACACAACUUCUGUAAAACCUGCAUCACUCAGCACUGGAAUACUAAUGUCCAGUGUCAGUGUCCCAACUGCAAAAAGCUUUUCAACACAAGACCUGAGCUGCAGGUCAAUACUUUCAUCUCUGAGAUGGCAGCUCAGUUCAGACAAUCAGCUCAACAGGAAGCCAGCAGCAACUCACAGCAACAAGUUUCCAAACCAGGAGAAGUUCCCUGUGACGUCUGCACUGGAACCAAACUGAAGGCCCUGAAAUCCUGCCUGGUGUGUCUGGUCUCCUACUGUCAGACUCACCUGCAGCCUCACCUGACAGCUUCAGGCCUGAAAAGACAUCAGCUGAUCGACCCUGUGGAGAACCUGGAAGGCAGGAUGUGCACGCAGCACGACAAACUGCUGGAGCUCUUCUGUAAGACCGACCAGAUGUGUGUCUGCAUGAUCUGCACUGUUUCAGAGCACAAGACACAUGAUGUUGUUCCUCUGAAAGAAGGAUAUGAAGGAAAGAAGGCAGAGCUGAGGAAGACAGAGGCUGAACUUCAGCAGAUGAUCCAGAAGAGACGACUGAAGAUUCAGGAGAUCACAAGCUCAGUGGAGCUCAGUAAGGAAGGUGCAGACAGAGAGAUAGCAGGUGGUGUUCAGGUCUUCACCGCUCUGAAGGAGUCUGUUGAGAGAAGCCAGGCUGAGUUCAUGGACACCAUCAGAGAGAAGCAGAGGAAGACAGAGAAACAGGCUGAAGGCCUCAUCAAAGAGCUGGAACAGGAAAUCUCUGAGCUGGAGAAGAGAAGCUCUGAGGUGGAGCAGCUCUCACAGUCUGAAGACCACCUCCACCUCCUCCAAAGCUUCCUGUCAGUGAACGUUGCUCCACCCACCAAGGACUGGACAGACGUCAGAGUCCGUCCACCUUCAUAUGAGGGGACUGCAGUGAGAGCUGUGAGUCAGCUGGAGGAGACGCUCAGUAAACUGAUGAAGAGUCUGUUUGAGGCUGAGCUGAAGAGGGUCCAGCAGUAUGCAGUGGAUGUGACACUCGAUCCUGAUACAGCACAUCCUCGACUCAUCUUGUCUGAAGAUGGAAAACAAGUUAAACAUGGUGAUGUUAAGAAGAAUCUCCCAAACAACCCAGAGAGAUUUGAUUAUUGUGUCUGUGUCUUAGCAAAGCAGAGUUUCCCUUCAGGAAGGUUUUAUUAUGAGGUUCAGGUUAAAGGGAAGACUGGCUGGGAAUUAGGAGUGGCCAGAGAGUCGAUCAACAGGAAGGGACAAAUCAGACUGUGUCCUCGGGAUGGUUACUGGACGAUGUGGUUGAGGAAUAACAGUGAGUAUGUAGCUCUUACUGGCCCUGCAGUCCGUCUCUGUCUGAAGUCUCAGCCUGAGAAGGUGGGGGUGUUUGUGGAUUAUGAGGAGGGUCUGGUCUCCUUUUAUGACGUUGAUGCUGCAGCUCUGAUCUACUCAUUUACUGGCUGCUUCUUCACUGACAAACUCUACCCAUACUUUGGUCCAUUUCUAAAUAAUAAAGGUGAAAACUCUGCCCCUCUGAUCAUCUCUCCUCUCAGUCACACUGAAUAGAACAACCAUUUGAUCUUUCAAAUUACAAUGUUACCACUGACCAUGUUAGAAUAAAAUUGACAUGAAACACAGGUAAACAUUCCAUCGAUCAUGUGAGUCGUUACAUGAUGACUGGUGCGAAUGUUGUCUGUUACGGAACAACAACUCACUAAUGAGUCCACACCUUGGCUCAUAUAACCAUGACGACUCACAUGAUGGCACAAAGUGUCACCGACCCUAAAGACCACCCCCAAGGUGACAACCCCAGAGGUUGAAUACCUGGAACUCCCCAUCAAUCUUCGAACAAAAGAAGUCUUUUGGAUGAGAGGUGAAACAUCUUCAACAACCUAAAGACAUCCAGCUGUCGCUUCUAGCACUUCAACUAUCAUGACCCCCGGAUGACCGAUAACCUACAUCGACACAGGACAACGUAAGACUGUACUUUAACUGUUUCCACUGAUGUGAACAUCAUCACUGCAUACACAUAUAUAUGCAGUAUGUAUAAAUAUAAAAGAGUGAGACCCAACCAGAUACUGGCCCACUGGAUCUGAGCCAAUGCUGGAAACUCAACAAUGAACUCAACACCGAAAAUGUGCAUUUUUUUCUAUUUUCUGCACUGCCACCACCAUACAAAAUGGAAUUUUGCUAUGUUUCGUGUCUACCAAACACUGCCACCACCAUACUUCUGAGGAUGGUGCGUUUGUGGUGAUGUGCAGUGUUUGGUAGACACGAAACAUAGCAAAACUCCAUUUUAAUCUCAUCAGACCAAAGAACCUUCUUCCAGUUCGCAUUGGAGUCUCCCACACACCUUUGGGCAAUAUUUAGUUGAGAUUUAAAAUGAGUUUUCUGCAGCAGUGGUUUUCUCCCCGAAAGCUUUGGGGGAUGAAGAACCCAGGCAACAGUUACUGUAUGCAGAGUCUCUCUCUCUUCAGCUGCUGAAGGUUUAAGCUCCUUCAGACUAGUCACAGGUGUCUUGGUGGCCUCCCUCACCAGUCUCCUUCUUGCACAGUCAAUCAGUUUGUGAGGACAGCCUGCUCUGGACAGAUUCUCAUAUGUGGCGUAUUCCUUCCAUUUUUAAAUGAUGGAUUCAACUGAACUCCAGGGGAUGUUCAGUGACUUGGGCUUUAUUGUAUCCAUCCCCUGACUUAUACUUUUCAAUAAUCUUUUCUCAGAGUUGUUUGGAGUGUACCUUGGUCUGCAUUGUUUAACUGUAGCCAGGAAUACUGAUUAACCAGUGACUGGAUCUUCCAGACACAGAUAUCUUUAUACAAUCACGUGCGACACAUUCACGGUACUCAGGUGAUUUCUAUUUCACUAACUGUGCGAUGACUAACAACAACCUGGCUGGACAUCUGUUGAAUGAGGUCAGUCACAUUAAAAAGGAUUUUAAAAACAUUUGUGCAGUCACUUAUUUUACAUUAUUUAUUUUUAAUGAAUUGGCAUUACUUUGUAG
Molecule: messenger RNA, 3201 nt
Organism: Scatophagus argus
Lineage: Eukaryota; Metazoa; Chordata; Actinopteri; Scatophagidae
Product: E3 ubiquitin-protein ligase TRIM21-like
Exons: 2
Coding region: 129-1769 (546 amino acids)
Molecular function (GO): zinc ion binding; protein binding
Source: RefSeq, a predicted model, not a curated record